AACUUAAAAGAAAAACGCUUUGUAACGACUGAAUAUUUACUAACAUACGGCCACUGGUGUAAAACGCGAAAAAUGUUGUCAAAAUAUUAUUCCGUCGUGAUACUGUGUCUGACCGUCGUCAACGGAAAUCUUGUAGAGCCCGGAGAGCCGAAAUGUUUAUCGAAAUUUGACUAUGACGAGAAAAUGUUAAUGAAACAAUUAAGACUGGAGGACAAAGUUCAGAAAUUCGAGGAUUUUAUUAAUGAAGUAAAGGCAAAGGAGGAAAAAGAGAAAGAGGAGCGCGUUAAAUUGCUUGCUGUAGAGUUGGCGAAAUUCAAACAAGAGAACGCGGAAGAGAUAGCGAGACAGAAAAAUGUGACUUCAGAAAUGCUCAAAGACUUGGCGAAUUCUAAGAUCGAGUUAGAAAAAAAGAUGAAAGAGAAAUCAGAACCUAAGAAAGAGGAAGUCGUAGCAUUCACCGUCUCUACACCUGCGAGGUACUAGUGCAAACUCUAAUGACUUUCACGGAGAUCAUUACAAACGAAG
Molecule: messenger RNA, 525 nt
Organism: Ruditapes philippinarum (Manila clam)
Lineage: Eukaryota; Metazoa; Mollusca; Bivalvia; Venerida; Veneridae
Exons: 2
Coding region: 73-483 (136 amino acids)
Source: RefSeq, a predicted model, not a curated record